AUCAGAGUGGGCAGGAAGCAGGUCCGCUAUCACGUUGAGGUCUGUGUGAAGCGAGGUGUCAGUAGUAGUGACAGGACGGAGUCGGGCUGUGUAUACAUUUCUUGAGUGGUCACCAGCCGGAAGUACCGGGACUGCACCGGAAACAGCGGAGCUGCUGAGAAUUGAUGAGAACGGAGCGAUUUUGUUUGAACCUGAUGAAGACUUCUGAUUAAUGCAAUGCCCAAUCAGAGUAAAGAAUUCCAACAAGAUCUUUUAUUGCCGGGACAUCGUAUUCCUACGAAGACACCAGAGGAUCUACCGACUGGUGUACAACUCCAGUCUACAGGAUUCUUACCUGGCCAGCAUCAUGUCUCCUCUGACAUUCUUAGCACCACUCUUCAUUUCAGACAAGGUGAUUCUGUGCCCCAGAAGUACAAUACUAGUCAGGUGUCAUCACAAAUUCUGAUGCCUGGCUUGCUAGAAUCUGAUAGCAUUGUGGAACCUCUCUUGGUAGAGGCGGCUAAUGUAUCGCUGUCCAAUCCAGAAAAUCAUGCAAGCAAUGUAUGCUCUACAACUCAUAGGACUUCUACCACAGAUAGAAACUGUUUGCCCCUCCAGACUGGAGAUUCACAACAGCAAUUUGCUACAUACGAGACUCUUACUGAUUUUACUCCAAGACCUCUUCAAACUGAGGACCACCAGAAUCAUCAUCGGCUCGAGGAUUCUACCAGCAUUCUACCAGAUGACCUGGAGCUUGGCAAUGACUCAAGCAGCAAUGAACUGGAUGAAAAUGGAAUGGAGUCUGAAUUAAAAGAUGACUCUGGAUUUCAGCCCCCUACCUGCAGUUCCAGAGCGUUCUCUUUAAUGAUGGCAGACUCUGAACAUAACCCAUCCACUAGUGGCUACAGCAGUGAACAGCCAGCUAAAGUUAAAACCCAAAAGGAAUUGAUGAAAAUACUGAAGGAGCUUCGCUCCUAUCUCCCUCCCGAAAAGAAGUUCCGGGGAAAGUUCAGCACUGCUGCCUCUCUCCGCUAUGCUUUGCAUUGUAUCCAGCAGGUGAAAGCCAAUGAAGACUAUUACCAGCUUUUAAUGAUUAAUAAUAAUCAACCAUGUGGGCAGGAUCUCUCAUGCUACACAGUGGAGGAGAUCGCAAAUCUUACCUCUGAGUAUACAAAGAACAAUAUGGAUGUAUUCGCUGCGGCGGUGUCAUUAGUAACUGGGCGGAUCCUCUAUAUUUCGGAGCAGGCCUCAGUUGUGCUUCGCUGUAAUGCAGAUCUGUUCUCGAAUGUUCGCUUUGUGGAGCUCCUGGCCCCACAGGAUGUCAAUGUAUUCUACAGCUCCACUAAUCCAUACAGGCUUCCAUCAUGGAGUAUCUGCAAUGGAGGCGAUUUAGGAUAUCUUGAUGGCUUAGAAGAAAAAUCAUUUUACUGUCGGAUCAGUUGUGGACAAUGGUCACGGCGGGAAGUAUCUUACCAUCCCUUUCGCCUUACCCCAUACCUGAUCCGUAUACAGACAGAGACUGAUGGGGGCACCGCAGAGCAGCUGUGCUGCAUACUGUUUGCAGAACGAGUACGCUCAGGAUAUGAAGCUCCUCGGAUCCUUGCAGAUAAACGCAUUUUCACAACGACACACACUCCAAGCUGCAUUUUCCAGGAUGUGGAUGAGAGGGCUGUUCCGUUGUUGGGUUACCUGCCCCAGGAUUUGAUUGGCAGUCCCAUAUUUCUGCACCUUCAUCCCAGUGACCGCCCACUCAUGUUGGCUGUACACAAGAAGAUUCUGCAGUAUGGAGGGCAGCCUUUUGACUUCUCCCCAAUCCGGUUCUGUGCCCGCAAUGGGGAAUAUAUCACAGUCGAUACCAGCUGGUCCAGUUUUAUCAACCCUUGGAGUCGAAAAGUAUCUUUCAUCAUUGGCAGGCACAAAGUCAGGAUGGGCCCUGUUAAUGAAGACCUUUUUACUGCACCACCACGCUUAGAAGAAAAGUCACUGCAACCUGGAAUUCAAGAGCUUACAGAGCAAAUACAUCAGCUUCUCAUGCAGCCUGUCCAUAACGGCGGCUCCAGUGGAUAUGGAAGUUUGGGCAGCCAUGGUUCGCAUGAAAACCCGAUGAGUGGAGCCUCGUCCAGUGACGGCAAUGGGAACCUUAAUGACGAUGUGAAAGAGAAACAGGGAACUCCACCUGUGUGUGGACGAAAGGGACCGCAGGCAUCUACCAGCCUAGAAACAAAAGAUCACCGUAAUUUGAAGAUCACCCCUGAAACAUGUGUCACGGAUAAAGUGAACAGGUGCAGUAAAGAUGUCAAUGGCAAGGGCUCAGGAAUGGCUGCCUGCCCUCUACAGUGUGACCCGCUACCAGCAAAACCGCCUCCGUACUCUUACCAGCAAAUCAACUGCUUGGACAGUGUCAUUAGAUACCUAGAAAGCUGCAGUGUUCUAGCUUCUGAAAGAAAAAAAAUUGUCUCGCCUGGGAGCAUGGAAUACUUUGCUUCUAACAAUCAAUUUCAAAUGCAAGACCAAAGAGAUUCUACUGCAGGUUCAGUAGUUAACCCUAAAACUGGAGUGGCAAGCACUGCUCGCUGUCUGCAGUCAUCUCUCCCUGGAUCUGCAAUCACUUGCAAGACUGUACCAGGUUCUUUACCACAUCUGUCUCUCACUUCCUUGCCUGUUUCUGGUGCUGCCAUUACGCAACUUUCUAUGGGUGCCAAGGCAAAGAGUGUGGUAUCCUUAACCAGUCACUGCAGCUACAGCAGCACAAUCGUACAUGUGGGGGACAAGAAGCUGCAUCCAGAGACAGAAUUAGAGGAUGGGCCGUUGUAUUCUGAGGUUCUGCCACCUGCACCAGCUAGCACAGAGAAAGAGCCUUAUAAAUGGCUUGGACUAACAAAGGAAGUUCUGGUGGCACACACGCAGAAAGAAGAGAAUGACUUCCUCAGUGGCUUCAUGGAUAGCAAGAAGCUGAGUGCCUUCAAGACUAGAUGUAAUAGCUACAUGCAUGACCGUCCAGGAGCAAAUACUGCCGUCCGGAGAAGUGGCAAGGCACGAAAGGCUAAAGUAAAACGCGUGCGACCAGAAUCAUGGGACAGCAGCAGCUCUGGUGUCCCUCAAGCCCAUCGCCCCCCUCUUCCCGGGCUCAACACUACAGCUUGGUCCCAGUCUGAUACCUCACAUGCCAGCUAUCAUCCCCUAUCGUAUCCUAUGUUGCCUGCUUAUCCAUUGCCUGUUUUUCCUCCUCCCCAAAUCUCAGUGCCAAAUGAAAUCAUUCAUGGUGGCCUCUCCACCACGCUCCCUAUGCAGCCUUUCCCGACUCCAUUGCUUUCCCCCAUGGUUGCUGUUGUCCUGCCUAAUUAUAUAUAUCCACCUGGAAUGGCACCCAGUGUCUUUCCUGGAACAGCACCUCAGCAUCCAUUCCCUGUUCAACCAUCAUUAUUUGCUCCACAACCAGCAAUGACUCCUUCAAAUGCUACCUUCCCUGUUCCACUGCAUACUUUCCCUGUUCCACCCCCAGUAUGUCCACCUGCACCGCAUGUUUUCCCUGUUCCUGCACCAUCCUCGGUUCUUUUGUCUGCGCAGAGCCCUUGUUCUGUGCAGCCAUUCUCAUACCCAGUUCCUCCAAAUGAACCAAAGAUGAGGAAAGGCUUCUCCCGCUCCUCCACCCCACAAGAUCCGCAAUCUUCUCCUCUGUUCCAGUCUCGGUGCAGCUCACCCCUACAACUAAACCUGUUGCAGCUGGAAGAGUCCCAGAAGACUGACCGGUCAGAGGGAGGCACAGGGGGUGCUGUAAACUGUACAUUCAUGCCACAGACCCAUGAAGAUCCUGAACUGCAAGCAAGAUCUCCUGCGGAUGCUCACAACAGUGAUGCAUUGUCCACCGGCAGUGACUUAAUGGAUAUAUUGCUGCAGGAAGAUGCUUUGUCUGCAACUUGUUCUGCCUCCUCUGAGGCAUCAGAGUGCCUCACCUCUGGAUCUAAUGGAAAUGGUACAUCUGGCAGUCAAACAGGAAGCAGUCAGACAAGCCGCAGCAGCAAGUACUUUGGCAGUGUGGAUUCCUCAGAGAACAAUCAGAAAGGGAGAGGGGCAACCCCAUCAACUGGGGAGUCUGUUAUGAAGUAUGUCCUGCAAGACCCCAUGUGGUUGCUAAUGGCAAAUGCAGAUGAGAAUGUCAUGAUGACUUACCAAAUACCUCAACGUGACAUUGAUUCAGUCUUGCGAGAGGAUAGGAAAAAGCUGAAAUCUAUGCAGAAACUUCAGCCACGCUUUACAGAAGAUCAGCGCAAGGAAUUGGGAGAGAUCCAUCCGUGGAUACAAAGGGGAGGACUUCCGUGGGCAGUAGAGGGUUGUGUUUUCUGCAAGGAGAAGGGUGUAGAUUGUUCAGAGUACUCAGGAACUAUACAGGAGCUGGAGCUCAGUGGAAUCAUGGAAUCGUGUGAUUAAUGCUGCAUAUCGUUAUGUAAUGACCUCAAAUACAACUGGCAUAUUAAUUCAAUUACCUGGCCUGUUUGUCAAAGCUGCGAUUGCGUGGUCAUCGAUCUCCCGCCAGCUCCCAAGCUGAGAUCUGCCAUUGCAUCUCUACAGCUCCACGUAGUCCUUUUCUUGCCAGAAAUCUUGGUACCUACGGGGUAUUUUUUAAACCCUGAAACCAAGCUUGGUUCCAGUUUUUAUCAGGUUUGCAGUAUACAGUAAAUGCUGAUAUAUGUUGUACAGUUUUAUUUAUUAAAAUAUGAAGGAUUUUUCUAUCUACUCAUCUGGUCUCCCCAGUCUGUAAUGAAACACUGGACUACUGUGUGUAAAUGUCUUUACCCAGUAGAAAUAGACCUGUUUUAUGAUCAUGUAUAAGCUACUUUCUAAAACACCUUUUUUUAAAUGUUUGAUAAAUACAGUCUUUGUAUGCUUUUGGAAACAAAAUGCUAUCUUUGAGCAAUGCAGUCUUUGAAAAAGGUUUUUUAAAAGGUGUGUUUGUUUGUUUUUUUUGUUUUUUUUAUUCCUUCAAAUACAUUUAUUCCUUUUUUAACCAGUGAAAUGUGAUUGGAACAUAAAGCACUGUCACCUUACUUGCCUAUGCUCAUCCCAACAUUGGAUGUAUUCAUCACUAAAAUCUUUACAGCUUCUGGUGUUCUAAAUUUCAGCCUGCACCAAUUCCGCCCAAUACUGAACAAAGCAUCUACAGGCUGUAUAGUCACUGAAUGAAGCAGUCUGUCAGAUUUCUAGUAAUUGAAUGGAGCACCAACUUCCGAUCUUUUCCAUUACUGAACGGAACACCAUAUACAUGCUUUCCAGUUACAGAAUGACGCACCCACUGCAUAAUUAUCCACUAAUAAACAGAGCCUCCUCUACGUCCUUUUCAAUUAUCGAAUGGAGCACCAUCUACAGGCUUUCCAAUGACUGAACAGAACACUAGCUACAUGCUUUUCCGUUAUUAAAUGGAGCACCAUCUGCAUAAUUGUUACUGAAUGGAGUACCUUCUAAGUGAUUAACAGUUACUGAAUGGAGCGCCAUCAGCAGGCUUUCUUAUAAUUAAAGUUCUAAGAGACAUGGUUAUAAAUUCAAUGUCAUAAUAUGCAGUCCAAUUGUUGAGUUAUGGAUGGGUACUCUGCACAGAUUUCUACACCUGUAAAUGCUAUAGAUGCAAUGCUGUGUGGUCUUAGGUUAGCAAAAAGACUAUUUCAUAAUAUGAAGGGGCUGUGCUAUCAGUUGAGGCAGGACUCCAUGCACCUUAGUUACUGUACAGCAGCUACCAAGUUUGCCUCAUCUUCAUAGCUGCCUCUCCAUAGUCCCAAAGACUUUGUGUAAGUUGUGUGUGUGAAAGUGCAAACCACUGUGCCUGUCUGAAAAUCAUGUACAUUGAUUUUGUGUAUUGUGUUCAGAGAUGGUGAUGUCUUUGUAGCAGAAUGAAUAUACAGCACUGCAGUGUGGAAACAUGGAUGAGAAGAUGUGACAAGUGUUAUUGUAUCAUCGGAUACACCAGGUGUCUUCCACCGCAUUCAGUGAUGUGUACAUGAUAUGAUAUGAUAUGAGUGGAGUCUCCUGUCCAAGGAUGUAAACAGAUGUAGCUUGGACUCUGCACCUGUAUUUUCUAUUACCAGCUAUAAAAAAACGCAAAAGAGCGUGCAAAGCCACCCUAGUGUAAAUCAUCUUUAAUAUGGUAAAGUAUAAAAAAACUACAAUGGUCAAACUUGCAUUGUGUGAAGAUGCAGCAUAAGGAUUCCACUGUGGCUACACUCCUAAAACCACUUCAAGAUCCGACAGGAGAAGGGGGAGCCGUGGACGUUCAACCUAGCUGCCUGGGUCCUGGCAGCACAUCCAGGCUAUCCACCACCACGCUCGAUGCACAGAUCCUAAUGCACAUGCACCCUUUGACUAGUCUAAUUAUCACCAAUAGCCAGCUGGAGGGCUAUACUAAACUGUUGAUCAGUGCACCUGCUAGUUUUUUCUUGUGUGUAUUUUUUUAUUCCAUUACCAUCGACUGUUACACCAUGUGACCAAAUCUUACAAUGUCAUUGGUUAUAUUCUGUUUGUCCCUGACCUUGUUAUGGCUUGUCUGUUACUUGGUAGAGAAAUGCCAGUAAAAUAACAUUCUAUUUUUUAA
Rana temporaria (common frog) is the source of this 6559-nucleotide messenger RNA. Its product is annotated as period circadian protein homolog 2-like. Gene Ontology annotation, biological process: negative regulation of transcription by RNA polymerase II; entrainment of circadian clock by photoperiod; circadian regulation of gene expression. The transcript has 23 exons. The record is from RefSeq and is a predicted model, not a curated record. Gene Ontology annotation, molecular function: transcription cis-regulatory region binding; transcription corepressor binding. Lineage: Eukaryota; Metazoa; Chordata; Amphibia; Anura; Ranidae. Gene Ontology annotation, cellular component: nucleus; cytoplasm. The coding region runs from base 217 to 4407 and encodes 1396 amino acids.